Tachyglossus aculeatus (Australian echidna) is the source of this 1682-nucleotide messenger RNA. It is a transcript of the gene MAPK12, whose product is annotated as mitogen-activated protein kinase 12. The record is from RefSeq and is a predicted model, not a curated record. Bases 57 to 1151 code for a protein of 364 amino acids. The transcript has 12 exons. NCBI's taxonomy places the organism in Eukaryota, Metazoa, Chordata, Mammalia, Monotremata, Tachyglossidae. Gene Ontology annotation, cellular component: cytoplasm; nucleus. Gene Ontology annotation, biological process: MAPK cascade; protein phosphorylation. Gene Ontology annotation, molecular function: MAP kinase activity; ATP binding.
UCUCCUCUGCCCUCUGCUCUGCCCUCCCUGCCCCCCGGCGGCUCGGGGAGGGGGCCAUGUCGGAGCGGCAGCCCCCUCAGCGCGGCUUUUCCCGGCAGGAGGUGACCCGCACGCUGUGGGAAGUCCGGGACCUCUACCGGGACCUGCAGCCGCUGGGCUCCGGGGCCUACGGCGCCGUCUGCUCCGCCAUCGACAGCAGGACCGGCACCAAGGUGGCCAUCAAGAAGCUUUACCGGCCCUUCCAGUCCGAGCUGUUCGCCAAGCGCGCCUACCGGGAGCUGAGGCUGCUGAAGCACAUGCGACACGAAAACGUCAUCGGUCUGCUGGACGUGUUCACCCCCGAUGACACCCUGGACGGCUUCAACGACUUCUACCUGGUGAUGCCCUUCAUGGGUACCGACUUGGGCAAGGUCAUGAAGCACGAGAAGCUCUCUGAGGAUCGGAUCCAGUUCCUGGUCUACCAGAUGCUCAAGGGUCUCAAGUACAUCCACGACGCCGGGAUCAUCCACCGGGAUCUGAAGCCUGGGAAUCUGGCUGUGAAUGAAGACUGUGAGUUGAAGAUUCUGGACUUCGGCCUGGCCAGGCAGACAGACAGUGAGAUGACCGGCUAUGUGGUCACCCGCUGGUACCGAGCCCCUGAGGUCAUCCUCAACUGGAUGCACUACACUCAGACAGUGGAUAUCUGGUCCGUGGGCUGCAUCAUGGCCGAGAUGAUCACUGGCAAGAUCCUCUUCAAAGGCAAUGACCACCUGGACCAGCUGACGGAGAUCAUGAAGGUGACGGGGACGCCGCCGCCCGAAUUCGUCCAGAAGCUGCAGAGUCAGGACGCCAAAAACUACAUGAAAACUGUUCCGGAAUUGGAGAAGAAGGAUUUUGCCUCCAUCCUGAAGGAUGCAAACCCUCUGGCCGUGAACUUGCUGGAGCAGAUGCUGGUGCUGGACGCGGAGAAGAGGGUGACCGCCGCCGAGGCCAUGGGCCACCCCUACUUUGAGUCCGUCCACGACUCGGAGGAGGAGCCCCAGGCCGAGCCGUACGAUGAUUCCUUCGACAACGUGGACCGGUCGCUGGACGAGUGGAAGAGGAUCACUUACAAGGAGGUCCUGAGCUUCAGGCCGCCCCCACUAUUCACGCCAAAGGAAUCAGCGCUAUGACAGCCCCCUGGAUGGGGUGGCUAGGCAGGGAGGAAGGUGGGGGUCCCUGGAGCAACUGGACGAUGAAAUUCUAAGAGCCCAAGAUGACGGACCUGGCCACGGCCUGCUUCCUAGGGGUGUGCGGUGAGGGCGGGCCAGGCUGACCCCCCAACGUAGGCCCACCUGCAGCCUGGCGUUGCCCGGAGCCCACCUUCUGGACAGAGCAGCAGAGCCACGAGGUCGUGAGGACUUCUCCAGCGUGGCCCUGGAGGGGAGAGAGGAGAGAGCAAAUAGGGGAGGGGGCUGCCCACCCUUUGCCUGGAGGAAGGCACCCCCAGGCAGCCAACUCAGGCCCAGGGAGACCCCAAGUCUUUUCUUCUGUCUGUUCAGAAAGGAUUCUGACAUUACCAUCCCCAGGGCCGGGGGAAUCAGGGCCACGGGUAGGGAAGGGAGACACACAGGAGAUGCUGGGCCGCCGUCCGGUCAGUCUCCACGAUUGGUCCGUCGCAUGGGGCCGAGGGGGGUGGCGGGAAUAAAUCAUUUUGUAGGGCA